This is a messenger RNA of Tetrahymena thermophila SB210, 312 nucleotides long. RefSeq lists its product as hypothetical. Lineage: Eukaryota; Ciliophora; Oligohymenophorea; Hymenostomatida; Tetrahymenidae. The record is from RefSeq and is a predicted model, not a curated record. The transcript has a single exon.
AUGCAGAAAACAUCAUCGAAGUUGACGAGUCCCAUUUCACGUCCGAGGCAUGACACUCAAAGCUAGAUCUUUGUGAUGAUCGAAAGUAGGACAGGCUCUUUUCGCUGCAUAACAGUUGGUAACGACCUCACAGUUGAGAAUUUACUUCCAAAACUUGAGAUUUAUAUUGCAACAGACGAUGAAAAUAGGAAUAUUGUUAAACCGAUAGUGCUGCAUUCUACUCAUUCAUCGAUGAAUGAAGCUAUGAGAGAGGAGAGUAGUCAAUCAUUAGGUAGGUAUUGGGAAGGGAAAAUAGACCAUGAAUUACAUUGA